This is a messenger RNA of Topomyia yanbarensis, 1155 nucleotides long. RefSeq lists its product as uncharacterized. Lineage: Eukaryota; Metazoa; Arthropoda; Insecta; Diptera; Culicidae. The transcript has a single exon. The coding region runs from base 1 to 1155 and encodes 384 amino acids. The record is from RefSeq and is a predicted model, not a curated record. Gene Ontology annotation, molecular function: nucleic acid binding. Gene Ontology annotation, biological process: DNA integration.
AUGGCCGAUCUUCCAGCUGUGCGUGUUACACCGUCCCGUCUGUUUGCCAACAUUGGUGUGAAUUUCUUAGGUCCUGUCUACAUCAAGCCUCCUCGUAAGCAGGACCCUAUCAAGGCAUACAUCUGCGUGUUCGUUUGUAUGGUAACAAAAGCUGCUCAUCUGGAACUAGUGAUGGGUCUCACCACAGAAGUUUUCAUCGCAGCACUUCGACGAUUUUGUGCCAGGCGAGGAUAUCCGCUGAAUAUUUAUUGCGACAAUGCAACCAAUUUUGUAGGUGCCAGCAGAGAGCUCCAAGAACUACGACAGCUAUUUCACUCACAGCAACACAAGCUUGCAGUCGCAGGAGAAACAACACGACUUGGUAUAACAUUCCACUUCAUUCCACCUCGUUCACCCUCAUUCGGAGGUUUGUGGGAAGCCUGCGUGAAGUCGACGAAGCAUAUUCUCAACCGUGUGACUCUCGAUGUGCUCCUCACGCAAGAAGAAAUGUCCACCACCGUGGCACAAAUCGGAGCGUGUCUUAACUCGCGACCGCUCACACCCCUUUCCAAUGAUCCUUCUGACCUUGAAGUAUUCACCCCUGGUCAUUUUUUGAUUGGUGCUCCACUUCAAUCCUUACCUCAACCAGACCUUUGCUCGCUCUCAAUGAACCGCUUGUCUCGCUGGCAACUGAUGCAGCGUAUCCUUCAGUCUUUCUGGUCCCGUUGGUAUCUCGAGUACCUCCCUGUACUUCAGAAACUGCAAAAAUGGCCAGAAAUCAAUCCGAAUAUCUCCGUCGGCGACAUGGUCCUGCUACAGGAAGAGAAUCAACCAACCACGAGAUGGCCCAUUGGUCGGGUUGAAAACACGGUAGUUGGUGAUGACAAGUGUGUUCGAGUUGCAGAUGUGCUGAUGGGGGACAAUAAAAUUUAUCGCCGCACAAUUCGCAAAAUGUGCCCGCUCCCACAAUGCGACCUUCAGUCCCCUACAGACACAAAGGUCGAGUGCCAGCCUCCCGCUCCCGAGUGCACUCAACACCUUGCUCCUACUAUCACUCACACACCCACUACUACUGGGCAUCUCGAUCCAGAUGCUUUACAACAGACAACAGCUGAUAGCAUCGUCGCGGCAGCGACAUCGGCAGGAACGUGUGGUGUUAGUAGAACGUCCAAAUGA